Messenger RNA from Vespula pensylvanica (western yellowjacket), 2046 nucleotides. RefSeq names its product putative glycerol kinase 5. Gene Ontology annotation, biological process: triglyceride metabolic process; glycerol-3-phosphate biosynthetic process; glycerol metabolic process. Gene Ontology annotation, molecular function: glycerol kinase activity. The record is from RefSeq and is a predicted model, not a curated record. Gene Ontology annotation, cellular component: mitochondrion. The transcript has 12 exons. The coding region runs from base 380 to 1906 and encodes 508 amino acids. Lineage: Eukaryota; Metazoa; Arthropoda; Insecta; Hymenoptera; Vespidae.
UGCGUAGUGUCCUAAGAUAAAUUAUUCGUCUUAGUUGCGCCGUGAUAAACGAAGGAAAUUCUACGGUCUUGUUUCGUUUGUGAAAAAAGAUAAAAUGAACAUGUGUAGAUAUUAUACGACCAAUUCUUCUUAUUCUUGAGGUAGAAAUUAAAAUUUUUUCAAAUCACGCACGAAGUGAAAUCCGCUUUCACGCCCGAUCACGAAAUCACGAGUUUCUCGAUGUUCUUUUGCUAUCGCGACAGCCAUAUUCGAAGGUAGCGCCACCCGGUAAUCAUUUGGCGAAUUAGAAUCGAGGUCGAAAUUCUUAAAUGUCGGAUACAUUAGAAUUUACCAUCAUUACGAAUUUGAUACUUCGAGUUCACGCGUAAUCCGAGUAACAAUGAGAUAUAUCGUUGCGCUCGACGUGGGCACCACUACUGUUCGUUGUCAUAUUAUCGACGAAAACGCCAACACCGUUUCCUCAUCGACCGAAAAGGUGGAACUCAUUGGUGAAAAACGUGGUCACGUAGAGAUUAAGCCAGACCAUUUAUGGACUAUUAUAGUGAAAACUGUAAAAGAUGCGAUAGACGUCAGUGGAGUCGAUCCAAGUUCUUUUGCGUGUUUUGGAAUUUCCGCUCAGCGUGGAACUUUUAGUUGUUGGAAUUUAUUGACUGGAAAACAUUAUCAUAAUUUCAUAACAUGGAAAGAUUUAAGAGCGGAUUCUAUGGUCAAGGAAUGGAAUCAUUCAAUAAUGAUAAGAGGAUUACGCAUAGUUGCUUAUAUUCUCUACAUAUUAUCUAAAAGCAAACGUUUUCUCGCUGGCAGUGUUUUGAAAUUUAUGAAUACUCAGAUCACCUUACGAUUGCUUUGGGCUUUACAACAUGUAUCAGGUCUACGUGAAGCCACUAUAAAUGACUCAGUAGCAUUUGGCAGUAUCGAUUGCUGGCUUUUAUACAAAUUAACUGGUAGACAUAUAACAGAUGUUUCGAGCGCAUCUGCUACUGGACUGUUUGAUCCAUUUACUAUGAAAUGGGCUACUUGGAUAUUUAGUUUAUUAAAAAUUCCGUCCCACAUUUUUCCGAAGAUCGUUGAUACAACUACAAAUUUUGGUGUUACACCAAAACAUAUAUUUGGCGUUGAAAUUCCUAUAGUUUGUUGCAUGGCUGAUCAAGCAGCUUCUUUAUUUGGUUCAGGAUGCUUUCAACCAGGCGAUAUGAAGAUUACGAUGGGUACAGGAACUUUUGUGAACGUAAAUACUGGAACAGAACCACAUGCAACUAUUACUGGUCUUUAUCCUCUGGUUGGUUGGCGCAUGGGAUCUGAAUUAGUUUACAUUGUAGAAGGUGCAUCGAAUGAUACUGGAAUUCUCAUGGAAUGGGCAAAAGCUCUUGAAAUAUAUAAGGAUGUAGCAGAAACAGCUGAUUUAGCAAAUUCAGUGGAAGAUUCAGAUGGAGUAUACUUUAUACCGGCGUUUACCGGACUUCAGGCACCAAUAAAUAAUCAUACUGCAGCAGCUGGUUUAUUAGGAGUAAAGUCUACGACGAACAAGGGCCAUAUCGUGCGAUCAUUGUUAGAAAGUCUUGUAUUCAGGACAUUGUUACUUUAUGAUAGUUUGCGUACUGAGACUUGUUUUACAUUUAAAAAAACACGAAUCGAUGGUGGAGUAUCUCAAAAUGAUUUCAUCAUGCAACUAUUGGCAGAUUUAACAGGUUUGGAAGUAGAACGACCUAUUAACGUGGAAAUGUCAAUUUUUGGCGUAGCGAUUUGUGCUGGCUUAUAUUGUGGUAUAUGGAGAAAUAAAGAGGAAUUAAUACAUCUUCGUAAAAUAGAUAAAGUAUUCAAGCCGAACAAGAAAUCACAAUUAUCUUAUGAAAACGUAAUUGCGCAAUGGAAACGAGCUGUGGACCGAUUUAAAGACUGGUACUGAUAUCAAUUGUAUUUGACUGUAGUUACGUAAAAAAAAAAAUGCAAUACUGAAUUAUUUUUGCAAUACGUUAAAAAUAUUGAUGCACUCUAAGAUAUUACUUAAGUGACAGUAUUUUAAAUAAGAAGUAUACAGUAAUCUUU